AUCAUUACAGGCAUCAGGCCCCUCUUCUCAAGUAUCAUUUCUCACAGUUCCCGGACUAGGUCAGAUACAACCCUACUUACCACAUAUAUCUCUGUACUCCAGAUAUUAUGUAAUCAGUUUUCCUAAAUCUAGGCACCAACAUUUUAAAUAUAGUUUCAUGAUAUAAAUAGAAAUUAAUUUCCUAUAAUAAAUACACUAAGUACCUAAUCACAUUAAUCCAUCUUUAAUGUGAGUAGAAAAAGCAAAGGCACUAUCUUAAUGGUUUCUGAGUGAGACUUUAGCAAAUGCUACCUAUAUGGAGAAACCGCUGGGCUGCUUUUUAGGAUGUGAGAAAAGAGGGGUAAAGUGAGGAGAACUGGACGAACAUGGGACAGAGACCGGGACGGGGCAAAUACGGGAACGCCUGUCUCAAAGAAGCAGCAAAUGAUAUAGAAAAUAAAUAUCUGUUCCAUCCCUGUUCCAGACAAGCCCAUGUACCUGCCAAGUAGGAAGUUGUGUAUAACAAUGCAGCGAGGAAUGACCCCGGCCCUGGUGAAGUCAACAGCGACAGUCAUCACAGGCAAAUCUGCCUAUCAGGGACUGGGGACUCUAAACUCCCGCCUCCCAACCCAGGAAUCAGAGCCUGAGACAGACGGAUGCUUCAUUCCCGUAUGGGAUGGUAUUCCCGCCAUGGGUCCUGGGCUUCUCCACUGGGUGGCCCUCUGUCUCCUUGGAGCAGGUCAUGGGGAUGCCAUGGUCAUCCAGAACCCAAGAUACCAGCUUACCCAGUUGGGAAAGCCAGUGACUCUGAGUUGUUUUCAGAAUCUGAACCAUGAUGCCAUGUACUGGUACCAGCAGAAGCCAAGUCAGGCUCCAAAGCUGCUGCUCUACUACUAUGACAAAGAUUUGAACAAUGAAGCAGACACGCCUGAUAACUUCCAAGCCAGGAGGCCCAACACCUCUUUCUGCUUUCUUGACAUCCACUCAUCAGUCCUGGGGGAUGCAGCCACAUACCUGUGUGCCAGCAGCAAAGACACAGAGCUACAGUGCUGCCUCCCCUCUGUUCAUAAACCUCAUCGGUUCCCAGAUGCAGGUGCUUUCUCUAGGACUCUUCCCCCACCACCUCUUACAACAAUAGGAAGUGGGUUUGUGGCUGUCAAUAUCUCAUCUGUAGACAAAAGUUAGGCACAAAUCAAUAAAAACCAUUGACAGUUAUGCCAAGAGUAGAAAAGUGGUUACACAUGCCUGGCAUUCAGUUUGUGGUGUU
This is a messenger RNA of Callithrix jacchus (white-tufted-ear marmoset), 1246 nucleotides long. RefSeq lists its product as uncharacterized. The record is from RefSeq and is a predicted model, not a curated record. Gene Ontology annotation, biological process: cell surface receptor signaling pathway. NCBI's taxonomy places the organism in Eukaryota, Metazoa, Chordata, Mammalia, Primates, Cebidae. Gene Ontology annotation, cellular component: plasma membrane.